Molecule: messenger RNA, 966 nt
Organism: Miniopterus natalensis
Lineage: Eukaryota; Metazoa; Chordata; Mammalia; Chiroptera; Miniopteridae
Product: olfactory receptor 4C15-like
Biological process (GO): G protein-coupled receptor signaling pathway
Cellular component (GO): membrane
Molecular function (GO): olfactory receptor activity; G protein-coupled receptor activity
Source: RefSeq, a predicted model, not a curated record
GCAGUUAGCUUUCCCUUGGAAAUCAUGCAAAACCAAAGCUUUGUAACCGAGUUCGUCCUCUUGGGGCUUUCACAGAAUCCAAGUGUUCAGAAAAUGGUAUUUGUUAUAUUUUUGUUCAGCUACCUUGCGACUGUUGGGGGCAACUUGCUCAUCGUGGUGACCAUCGGCAGUAGCCCAGCGCUCCUGGGCUCCCCCAUGUACUUCUUCUUGGCUUUCCUGUCUCUCCUGGAUGCCUGCUUCUCCACCGUCAUCGCCCCGAAGAUGAUUGCGGACUCUCUCUCUGAGAGGAAGACCAUCUCCUUUGAAGGCUGCAUGGCCCAGCUCUUCGCUGAACACUUCUUUGCUGGGGUGGAGGUGAUUGUCCUUAUAGCCAUGGCCUAUGACCGCUACGUGGCCAUCUGCAAGCCCUUGCAUUACUCUUCUGUCAUGAACUGGAGGCUCUGCGGCAUUCUGACGGGGGUGGCCUGGGCGGGGGGCUUUCUGCAUUCCAUGAUACAAAUUCUCUUUACUUUCCAGCUGCCCUUCUGUGGCCCCAAUGUCAUCGAUCAUUUCAUGUGUGACUUGUACCCAUUGCUGGAGCUGGCCUGCACGGACACUCACGUCUUCGGCCUUUUGGUGGUGGCCAACAGUGGCUUUAUCUGCAUCAUCAUCUUCUCUUUGCUGCUCGUGUCCUACGGUGUCAUCUUGUUCUCCCUGAGAACGCACAGCGCCGCGGGGCAGCGGAAGGCUCUCUCCACCUGCGGCUCUCACAUCGCCGUUGUGGUUCUGUUCUUCGUCCCGUGCAUUUUCGUGUAUGCCCGGCCGCCGUCUGCCUUGUCCUUGGACAAAGUGGUGGCGAUCUUUUACACCGUCCUAACGCCCUUGCUCAAUCCCGUGAUUUACGCCUUCAGGAAUCAAGAAGUGAAGAAUGCCAUGAGGAACGUGUGGAACAGAGGAGCGGGGCUUUGUAAUGAAAGACAGGACUGA